This is a messenger RNA of Malus domestica (apple), 2311 nucleotides long. Lineage: Eukaryota; Viridiplantae; Streptophyta; Magnoliopsida; Rosales; Rosaceae. The record is from RefSeq and is a predicted model, not a curated record.
UCCAAAAAAAUAAUAUUCAAAUCAUAACCCGGGUGCUGUUUAACUUUGAUUAAUCAAAACAACGGCUACAAAUAUGCCCUGCUGUGGCUCGAAUCUCGAGAUAUAGCAAGCUCCGCCGCCAUUUCCAGUCCCAGUUUCAUCUGCUUCGACCCUCCAUAUUUCCCGCCGUCCACUACCAGAGAGAACGGCCGUUCCAGUGGCAACAUGGCAAUUUCCGACAACCGCGAGCCCAAAAUCGCCACGGGUCCGUGCGGCUACGUCCUCGAAGAUGUUCCUCACUUAGUUGAUUACAUCCCCGAUCUCCCAGCUCUGACUCAAAAGAAUGGUGGUGAAGAUGAUAAGGUGGCGACCAUGGCCGCCUCUGAUGACGAAGAAGUACGAGGUGAGGCUGGUGGUGUGGAGGCUGGAGGGCUGGGAUCUGGUGAGGGAGGGUGCAGACGGGGCCGGUCCACAGGACAAAGAAAAAGAGGACAAGUGGACUGCGAAGAUUAGGUGGAAGGGAUCCAAUGUCAAGGUCGGGACCGACGAGGCUGCUGAUGCAGCGUGAAAGGGAGAAAGGGAGAGAGAAUAUGGGAGGAAAGGGAUGGCGGAUGAAAAAACAGUUUUAAAGACGUAUCCCAAUCCAUUACAAGACAAUCCCUCCUAUUCGGUUGUUAAGCAGUAUUUCGUCAAUGCGGAUGAUACCGUUGCCCAAAAGAUUGUUGUCCACAAGGAUAGUCCAAGGGGGACGCACUUUCGACGCUCUGGACCACGUCAGAAGGUGUAUUUUGAGUCAAGUGAAGUGCAUGCGUGUAUCGUGACAUGUGGUGGUAUAUGUCCAGGACUGAAUACAGUUAUUAGAGAACUAGUAUGCGGGCUGAACCACAUGUAUGGUGUCAAAAAAAUUCUCGGAAUAGAGGGUGGAUACAGAGGGUUUUAUGCCAGAAAUACAAUCCCUUUAACGCCAAAGGUUGUGAAUGACAUCCAUAAACGAGGUGGCACCAUCCUUGGGACAUCACGAGGCGGGCAUGAUACCUCAAAGAUUGUGGACAGCAUCCAGGACAGAGGAAUUAAUCAGAUUUAUGUACUUGGAGGAGAUGGAACACAGAAAGGAGCUUCGGUGAUUUUUGAGGAAGUCAGGAGGCGUGGCCUCAAAGUAGUGGUGGCAGGAAUUCCAAAUACCAUCGAUAAUGACAUCCCUGUUAUAGACAGAUCUUUUGGUUUCGACACUGCUGUUGAGGAGGCUCAGCGAGCCAUUAAUGCAGCCCAUAUUGAAGCGGAAAGCUUUGAGAAUGGUAUUGGCUUCGUCAAGUUAAUGGGCCGCUAUAGUGGAUUCAUAGCAAUGUAUGCUACUCUUGCUAGCCGAGACGUAGACUGUUGUCUGAUUCCAGAAUCACCUUUUUAUCUGGAAGGACCAGGUGGACUUUAUGAAUACAUUGAAAGAAGACUGAAGGAGAAUGGUCACAUGGUUAUAGUAAUAGCCGAAGGUGCAGGACAAGAGCUUCUUUCUGAAAGAAUGAACCAGCAGGAUGCUUCUGGAAAUAAGCUUCUGCAAGAUGUUGGUCUGUGGUUAUCGCAAAAUAUUAAGGAUUACUUCUCGAAGCAGAGAAAGAUGACUAUAAAUCUCAAAUAUAUAGAUCCCACUUACAUGAUCCGUGCGAUUCCAAGCAAUGCAUCUGAUAAUGUAUAUUGCACCCUCCUUGCUCACAGUGCCAUUCAUGGUGCGAUGGCUGGAUACGCGGGAUUUGCUGUCGGCCCUGUUAACGGAAGGCAUGCUUACAUUCCGUUUCAUAGGGUGACCGAGAGGCUGAACAAGGUUGUGAUCACUGACAGAAUGUGGGCACGGUUAUUGUCAUCAACCAAUCAGCCAAGCUUCUGGGACCUCAAAGAGGUCGAAGCAAAGAAGAAAGAGGAAACAAAAGAGGAAACCGAAGGCCAACUGAUAGUUGGGGAAAACCAUACUGAAGCGACUUCAGCGUCUAGACCGAAGGAAUAGGAAAUGGGUACAACAAGCAGCUUGUUUCCAAACUCUAAAGAUCGUUGUGUUCAUGGUACUCUUCGUUUUCGCUCCCUGUCUGUCUUUAUGUGUGAUGUAUUUAUUUAGAAGUGUUUCGGGUUUUACUAACGAUAUCUUUAUAAGAAUUAAGGAGUCAUUGUAUAUAUGAAACAAAAUGAGAACUUAUGAGUUGUGGGCAGAUAUGUGUGAUGUAUUUAUUUAUAAGUGUUUCGGGUUUUAUUAUCGAUAUCUUUAUAAGAAUUAAGGAGUCAUUGUAUAUAUGAAACAAAAUGAGAACUUAUGAGUUGUGGGCAGAUAUGAUUCCUUUCUACUCUU